Molecule: messenger RNA, 3936 nt
Organism: Oncorhynchus nerka (sockeye salmon)
Lineage: Eukaryota; Metazoa; Chordata; Actinopteri; Salmoniformes; Salmonidae
Product: retinal guanylyl cyclase 2-like
Exons: 19
Coding region: 591-3935 (1114 amino acids)
Biological process (GO): intracellular signal transduction; protein phosphorylation; cGMP biosynthetic process
Cellular component (GO): plasma membrane
Molecular function (GO): protein kinase activity; adenylate cyclase activity; ATP binding
Source: RefSeq, a predicted model, not a curated record
UGCUGUUUUAUUGACUGGUUGUUCGUCUUAUGCAAGUUCCUCCAGUGUCAUGAUAGUUGAAUUGAUAUAAAUACAAGAUACUGUACGUUCAAAAAACGUUUUCCCCUGAAACAAUUCCCUAUCACAACUACAUUGCAUUCAAAAUUGGUACCUUACUUACUGUACCCAGGUUUGUGAAAGAUCAGUUCUUAGGCACUUAAGUGGGGGGGGGGGGGGGGUCGUUAAACAUUUAAGCCAAACAUGGGGACUCUGAGCAAUAGGAGUGUUACUGAGAGUGUUGGAGAUGGAUAGAAGGGAUUUAUUAUAAUCCACAGGUCAUCUGCCCUAGGUCUGUAAUGCGUCACUCCUUCUGAUACUAUGCCUGAGUGGAUUACUAGUGUUCACUACUUCACUCUCACUACUAAGGUCCACUCUGAAUGUCACUUUCAACGUGGCUUUCCAGUUCAGUGUUACGGAAUGUCUCAUAGGGGGAACAUCACUGGAUUUAAGAGACCUUAGUGUUGUACUAAAAUGGACAUUGGGCCUUUUGGGGAAUGGACAGCAUUUGAGAGAUAGUGGAUUGCGGGAUCUGCUGGAGAAGGCAUCUUGCAAUGCUCCGGCAGCUUUACCAGCUUCACAGUUCACUGCAUGAGUGGGCAUCAACCUAUCUGACAACCCCAGUCCUCACAGAAGCCAAGUUCCCCUCCCCUCCCCAUGGAGCCUGGCUACUGUGGUUCCUGCUGGCAUCCCUAAGUGUGCCCUGUGCGGCUAGAUCUACUUCUACUGUGUUCAAGGUAGGGGUAGUUGGACCGUGGAAAUGUGACCCUCUGUUUGCGAAGGCACUGCCCCAGACGGCAGCGCAGCUAGCUGUGGAGAGGAUCAACAAUGACCCCUCACUGUCCCUGGGCACCACCUUUGAGUAUGUCAUCAUUGACGAGGACUGCCAGACAUCCAUGGCACUCAAGGGUUUCUUAGGUCACUACGCACGGGCUAAUGCCUUCCUGGGCCCUGUCAACCCUGGCUACUGUGAUGCAGCCUCUUUACUGGCCAACAACUGGAACAAGGCCCUGUUCUCUUGGACCUGUGUGAACUACGAGCUGGACGACCGAAGUAGGCACCUUAAUUUUGCCCGCACGGUGCCCUCGCCCACCUGGGUGCUGCUCAGCCUGGUGAGACACUUCCGCUGGGCACACAUAGGGAUCAUCUCCUCGGCUGAGGAUGUGUGGGUGGACACAGGCAGCAAGGUCGCUGACGCUCUGCGGAGCUACGGCCUCCCUGUCACCACCGUGGUCUCCACAGACAAGGACCCUGCCAGCAUACGACUGGCUCUGACUAGGGUCAAGAGGGCAGAAAACAUCCGCAUGGUGAUCCUCUGCAUGCACUCUGUGCUGAUUGGAGGACACAUCCAGAGGUUGCUGUUGGAGACUGCUCUGGACAUGCACCUGACGGACGGUUCCCUGGUGUUCAUCCCCUACGACACACUGCUCUACAGCCUGCCCUACAGGGAUGUCCGCUACCCAGCCCUCAUCAACAACGGCAAGCUGCGGAGAGCAUACGACGCUGUCCUGACCGUCACCAUGGACUCAGAGGAGAACUCAUUCUACAAGGCCUACCAGAAGACUGUGAAUGUUGGGGGGGUUCCCAGACACAUCAAGCUCCACCAGAUUUCUCCUCUGUUUGGUACCAUCUACAGCUCGAUCCUCUUCAUGGCUAACGCUCUGCAGAAUGUUCGUGAUGCUGGGGAGUGGAGGUCUGGAGCCAACCUGGUGCGCCACUCCAGGAACAUGGCUUUCUAUGGUUUCAGCCAGCGUGUCCGCACCAACGGUUCCGGGGCCAGCUUGUUGAAGUAUGUGGUGCUGGACACAGAUGGGCAGUCCUGGCCUCUGCUGCCCACCCACUGUGUGGACCUGGAGGCUAGGAUGGUGAUGUCUCUGGGCCGCAGCAUCCACUUCCCAGGGGGUGUCCAGCCCAGCCCAGACUCUAGCUGCUGGUUCAUUCCAGGCACCUUAUGCACAGGAGGAGGAGUGGAUCCAUUCCAUCUUAUCAUAGUCUUCCUGUGUAUCAUUUUGACUAUUAUCUUCUCAAGUGGACUCUACUACUGUAUAAGGAGGCGUAUCAACCAGAUUAGUUUAGUCAGGGGUCCUGACAAGAUCAUGCUAACCCUGGCAGAUGUGAUCUUCAUCAACCCCUCACUCAGUAAUAAGAAGCUAAGUUUAGAUGAGAGCAAAGUGGGUGAUAUGCGUAGGAAACUCUCAGACACAGAUCGUCAGAGCCUCUCUACUCCCUUUGACUCCACCGUCACCCCGGCAACCUAUGCAAACUCCAACAUAGCCAUCUUUGAGGGAGACUGGGCUUGGAUGAAAAGACUCCCGUCUGGAAACUUUAAAGCCAUAACUCCCCAGACCAGUGACGUCUUUGAGUUGAUGAAGGACAUACGACACGAGAACGUCAACCUCUUCCUGGGGUUUUUCUUUGACUGUGGUGUUUUCGGCAUCAUGACAGAGUAUUGCUCACGUAGCAGCUUGCAGGACUUGCUAAGCAAUAGUGACGUUAAGCUGGACUGGAUGUUUAAGACCUCCCUGUUAUUGGACCUUAUCAAGGGCAUGAAGUACCUCCACCACCGAGGGGUUUGUCAUGGACGACUCAAGUCUCGGAACUGCGUAGUGGAUGGCCGCUUUGUGCUCAAGCUCACAGACUACGGCUACAACAAGAUUUUGAUGGCACAAAGAUUCCCAUAUGAAGAUCCUUCCGCAGAAGAGCUGCUGUGGACGGCCCCUGAGAUCCUACGGAGCCCUCACCCAGGGCUGUGCGGCACCCAGCUAGGGGACGUCUACAGCUUCGCCAUCAUCAUGCAGGAGGUGGUGCUGCGGGGACCUCCCUUCUGUAUGCUGGACCUGUCUGCUGAAGAUGUCAUCCAGAAGGUGAGGAGUUCUCCACCACUGUGCCGCCCUGUGGUAUCACCAGACCACGCCCCCUUGGAGUGUAUCCAGCUGAUGAAACAGUGCUGGAACGAACAGGCAGAUAGGCGGCCGCACUUCAAUGACAUCUUUGACCAGUUUAAGAACAUCAACAAAGGGAGGAAGACCAACAUUAUAGACUCCAUGCUGCGGAUGCUGGAGCAGUACUCCUCUAACCUGGAGGAGCUGAUCAGAGAGAGGACCGAGGAGUUGGAGAUAGAGAAACUGAAGACUGAGAAACUACUCACUCAGAUGCUGCCUCCAUCUGUUGCAGACGUCCUGAAGGUUGGCGGUACUGUGGAACCAGAGCAUUUUGAAAAUGUAACACUUUACUUCAGCGACAUAGUAGGUUUUACCACAAUCUCUGCCAACAGCGAGCCUAUCGAAGUGGUGGACCUCCUCAAUGACCUAUAUACUCUAUUUGAUGCCAUCAUUGGCAAUCAUGAUGUAUACAAGGUGGAGACAAUAGGAGAUGCAUACAUGGUGGCGUCCGGCCUACCUGUUCCCAAUGGAGACCGUCAUGCUGCAGAGAUAUCCAGCAUGGCCCUGGACAUCCUGAGUGCUGUUGGCACCUUCAAGAUGAGACACAUGCCGGAUGUACCUGUUCGCAUACGCAUUGGACUGCACUCAGGCCCAUGUGUUGCUGGGGUGGUAGGCCUCACCAUGCCCAGGUACUGUCUGUUUGGUGACACAGUCAACACUGCCUCCAGGAUGGAAUCCACAGGAAUGCCAUACCGAAUCCAUUUGAGCCAUAGCACAGCAAAGAUCCUGGUGGAUCUGAGAGAAGGCUACCAGGUUCAACUUCGUGGAAAGACAGAGCUCAAGGGGAAAGGAAUGGAGGAGACCUAUUGGCUGGUUGGAAGGGACAGUUUCACCAAACCCCUGCCUGUGCCACCUGAGCUUAAGUCAGGGAAAAUGGCUCAUGGCUUGCAGAUGGAGGAGAUCAACCGACACAAGCGGAAGAAAGCGGAACAACAACUUGCCAAGAAGAAUAAAUGAU